Messenger RNA from Ciona intestinalis (vase tunicate), 1399 nucleotides. The record is from RefSeq and is a predicted model, not a curated record. NCBI's taxonomy places the organism in Eukaryota, Metazoa, Chordata, Ascidiacea, Phlebobranchia, Cionidae.
UUGAGGUCAAAUCUUCUGCAUAGGCACGGAAAUGCUCAAUCACUUUGUAUCCAUCGGUGAAAAAGCUGGAAAAAUGAAAUAAAUAACUUUAGAGCAUUUUAGAAAGAAAAAAAAGAAAAAAUGGGAAGAUACAGAAAAGUGUUGCAUCCCAGAGCUGGUCAGCCUGAUGAGGAGACGGAAAAAUAUGAGAGAAAAAAGAAGAAAAAAAGGGAAGAUGCUGGAGGAGUAGAUGAUGGGAAGAAGGAAGAGAAAAAGAAAGAAGGGAGUAAGAAGAAAAAGGAAAAAGUUAUAUCUUCCAAGAAAAGUGGCACGAAAUUGAGCGAGAACAGAAGCAAAAGGAAGAUGAGGUCAAAAGAAGAAUACAAAGUGGAGUCAGGAGAUAGCAUUAAUUUAUAUGGAGACAACAAACAACCUGCAACAACAAGUCAAUCUGACUCUCAACGAAGAUUGUCACGUGACCCGCAACAAACCUCAAGUGUGUUCGGACACAUUCAACAAUCUUAUUUCAGAAACAAAAAUAUAAACCUUGAGCAAGAUGAGGGUUACAGGGUGGUGUUGAUACCGGGAGAUAACCCCGGAGUUAAAUGGGUGACUGCAGUCGGGUUACUGGGGGCCACCAUACUUCUGUUCACAGUAUGGGGACUAGCUUUGAAUUACAUUCUAACACCAGUGGCACCAGACGAUACUAACACAGAAACAAUGAGCACCACAGCAGGAUACUGAGAGCUACAUGUCAUUAACAAUAGUCAAGCAAACACCAAUAUGUGUUUAAAACAUAUCAAAAUUUUAAAAGCAUGAAAUUACUGUCAUACAGUUAUAAAAUUAAAUACAUACAUAUCUAAAAAUUUCAAUUUUAGGUAACGGAAAGUCAAAUUUGCUUGACUAUAGUUUUAUCAUGAGGGUUUAAAACACAGGAUUCACCUUAAAUAUAUUACACAAUGGUAAGUUAUAUAAGUAAAAUUUAUAUAGUAGGGUGAGGGAAGUUGGGACACCUUUGUCACGUAAUAGCCAAAUAUACCGAUUUUGUUUUUUAACAACGGUCUAUGGAAGCUUUAAACAAUUAACAACGGUCUAUGGAAGUCGUAAGUAUACAGUUUUAUAAUUCUUUGAAUGUUCUUUUUUUAUCACCAAACGCGACAAGAAAAUAAAAUGAAAGGGCGUCCCAUUUUCCUCGACCCUUCUAUAUUUACAAAAGCUGACACAAUUUAUUUACUUCCAGUCUAUAAUACUUUCAUAAAAUUGUGAAGAAAAAAAUAUCUAAGAAUUUUAGUUUUAGAAUUCGGGUUAUUAUUGAUUCAGCUUAAAACUUGGUAUAAGUGUACAAAACAAGAUUUCUCACAUAGAAUAUAAUGCACAAUAUACGGCAGGAUAUGUGCUUAAGUGACUAUUGUGUUUAAUG